Messenger RNA from Paramecium tetraurelia, 1689 nucleotides. RefSeq lists its product as uncharacterized. Lineage: Eukaryota; Ciliophora; Oligohymenophorea; Peniculida; Parameciidae. The transcript is spliced from 5 exons. The record is from RefSeq and is a predicted model, not a curated record.
AUGAAAGGAAGUUAAUAAAGUGUUCUCUUGAAAGAGUUAAAAGAAAUUCCUAUAUAUUCUGAUAACUGGUUUUGGAAACUUCGAAUGAGAAAUCAAGCACUGCUUUAAUUUUCGAUUAUUUUUGUCCUAAUGCUAGGAGUGGUUUUAGGAAUUUAUUUAGUCAAUAUGGCAAUAAUUGUUCCACUUUUAGAAUAAUCUUCAUUCGAGAUUUAUAAUAGUAAUGCAAAACAUACAUUGCAAAGUCAUUUAAGAAGCUAUGACGGCAUUCUUAAUGGAAUUUUUAAUAUAAAUAUUCACUAAUUGGAGAUACUCCAUUAAAUUUAUACUUAGUCAUACAGAAACUUAGAAAAAUAGGAUAAUAUUACAUUGGAUUAUAGAGCGCAUAUGAAUUAUGCAGGUACAAAUUAAAUGCCUCAAAUACUUGUAAAUUAGCCAUCUGGUUCUUUGCAAAAGACACAUUCAUUUAUGUGUUACACGAACAAAACCAACAUAACAUAUCCAAUGGACAAGGUUACCUUAAUAAAUUUAAAGAUUUAAGAAACAAUGUAUCCUAUAGGUCACAUAUUGGAUGCAACCAAAUUAAACAUCAAAUCUCUUUUCUACGUAGGGACCCUAGAGGAACCCUAGGUAUACUUCUCAUAUCCUUGCACCAAUUUUAAAUAAGCUAUUUAUGGCUUAAACAUUCCGAAACGACCCUGGUUUUUAAAAGGAAUAAUGAUUACGAUUAUUAAUUUACUGAUCCCUUUCUUUGUAACUUAAUUAUAAUAAUAUUUAUAUAGAAUUCACCAAAGACAAAAUCGAAAUCUUAAUUUGAAAGGAGUCAUGGCUUCAGAUUUAGGAACAGAUCUCAACAGGUUUGUAGUUAGAACUGAUCAGAAUGUCCAUAUGGUCCUAUUGGCCAAUGACAAGGGUUUGCUCAUUUAUCACAGUUACAAUGUUAGUUUAUCUCUCCUUCCAAUUUAUAUCUUCAAUACAUCACUAACAGGAUUUACAAUGGAUGACUGGACUUCGAUAAAAGGUACCAAAUAGAGCAAUUGCUCAUCGUAUCCUAAGAAUUCGAGUUUGAUUUGCCGUUACAAUAGUGUGUAUGAUAAGGAUCUGGUGAUUACAAUUCACGAAAUCAAGAAAUUCAAUUAUCUCUUUAUGAUAUUCCAUGACACCAAUGACUAUACUGAUUAUCAAGUUAAAUCAACCAAGGAGAUGUUGAACAAACUUUAAACGGAUGCAAUUCAAUUUCUGCAAAUCGCCAUAGGAAUAUUCCUUGCAGCCAUGUUUAUCGCCAUCUGCAUCCUUAUUUUAAUCUUUUAUCCCAUUUAGAACAUCAUCGACAAUUGUCAUUAUAUCAUGGGUAUAAAGAAUAAAUAAAAUGUGCAUAAGAAUAUUCUACUAACCAAAUUCUUUAUCCCCUUUUUGAAUCCUCAAUUAUAGAUGCUCUAUUUAGCCUACACCAAUUUGGUGAAAAGGUUUUUGUCCUUGUCGCAAUCAAAAGGGACUCUUUGUAAAACCUUAGAGGCAUUGCAAUAUCCCAAAAAGAUCAAAUAGAAGGCUCAUCUUUCUCUAAAUCGAUACUUGAAGAAAUGCCUAAACCUAAUAGAAACAAACAAAAUGGUAUACAUGGCUCCAUUUCACCUUCCAUCUUAGUUAAUGGGAAGAUUUGUUGAGAAGUUGCUAAUGACAUUCUACUAAUGA